Cryptosporidium ubiquitum is the source of this 1221-nucleotide messenger RNA. RefSeq lists its product as uncharacterized. Gene Ontology annotation, molecular function: polynucleotide 5'-phosphatase activity. Lineage: Eukaryota; Apicomplexa; Conoidasida; Eucoccidiorida; Cryptosporidiidae. The record is from RefSeq and is a predicted model, not a curated record. The coding region runs from base 1 to 1221 and encodes 406 amino acids. The transcript is spliced from 3 exons.
AUGAGCAAAACUAAUCUUGAUGAGUACGAGUUAAUUGAUGGCUCGUUUUCAACAGGAUGUAGUCAGGAGAUUGAAUUUAUUGCGCAGUCUCUGGUUGAUCUGGUUGAGGCUUCACCUGAGCUUUUGAAAAUGGAUGGAAAGGUUGAUCUAGAGGUUGAAGGGCGCAUAGGAACUUUAAUUAAUGAGACCACCAAAGAAAAGGUCAUGCUACCUGUAGAGGGGAUGUCUCUACUACCUCCAAGUGAAAAGGAGUUUUCUUACCGAUUUUCGCCGGGAGUAGAGAAAUGGCAAAUGACAAGUGUCUUGGAAGAAUUAAGAAAAGAUUUUGACGAAUCUAAAGUCCCAUAUCUAAUCAAAAAUAGGAAUACUAGUGACUACUAUAUUCAUAAUCCAAACAAUUCCGAAGGAGAAGAUAGGUCUCUGAUCAGACUGAGCUAUAUAUCUCCAAAAAACCAGAAAGAUAAGCCAGUGGAAGCUAUUUGGAAAGAAAAGAUUGCUGUUUUUGACUUUUGUUCUCCUGGCCAAUCUGGGGACUUAGAAACUAAGUAUAACAUUGAGAAUGGGACAUUACUUAGAGACUUUAGAAUUGCAAUCAAUCUCGAACACAAGGAGAAUCCUGUAGAAAUUGCUAACGGUGUUACUGGUCCAAUUGAAAAUUCAUGUGUUUUGGAAAGAAGAAGAGAAAGAGAAACAAUUGAGGUUUCAAACUUUGUCUUAGAUUCAACUCAUGUAGUACAGAUUGAAAGCCGUAGAGGAUAUAGGCAAUGUGAAACUUAUGAGCUAGAGUUGGAGCUUAAACCCUCCCACUUUAUUCCUCUAUUAAAAUCAUAUAUUGAGGAUAUCAACAGUGGGAAACUGAGAAUAAUAGGAACUCAUCCUUUUAUUAAACUACUUACUAAUUUUGUCAAUUUAGUUUUUGGAAUUACUCUAUUUCUUAAUAAUAAGAAGUCAAAUGAACAAAUGGAAUCCGUUUCUGCACAAAACACAGGUGGAAACGAAAAUCAAAUCAUGGACUUAACUAGUUGUGGACAAUCUAAUGAAAUGGUCCAAGCAUUCAAGAAAUAUGUCUCUCCCAUUACCCCUAUCCUAGGGGAUUAUCUUUACAGAGCUGUAGCUAGUGAGAAGCUAAAGCUUAAUAGACCACAAGACAUAUUGUGCAAAGAUGAUGUAGACAUUUCACUCGGAAUAAAGCCUUUACCUCCAGAUAAUAAAGAACUCUAA